CCUCUCCCAUUCUUAUGCUAUAAAAGCCAGCCAAGUUGCUGUGUCAUUAUCUCACUUGAGCAUUUAAUAAACAAACAGGGAAAGAUAGAGAAGCAGAAGAAAUGGUGUCUAGGCUGCAAAGAAGAGUUGCAUUGCGCAGAAAGCUUCACAUUCUAAGAACACUCACCUGCUCCAAAUCUGUGAAAAGAAGCUCUAUCAUUGCAGAUGCUGUUGUCUACAUUUACAAGCUCACACUCAAGCUGGAGGCAAUCAAAAGAGAACUUUCUAACUUGGAUGCAAUCAAAAGAGAAUACUUGAGCCUGGUGAAGCAGGUCCAAUACUUACCCAAGGUGAAUGUUGAGAAAGUUGGGAAAGGAUUUCUGAUAAAGGUGAUUCACCAGAAGGGAGGACAUAAUCUGGUUCCAAUACUAGAGGUGUUUGAAGAGAUGGGUUUAAUUGUGUUGCAUGCUAGAGUGUCAUGCAACUUCUUCUUUUCCAUGGAAGUCAUUGUUGUAGCUGAAGAAGAACAUGAUCUGGAUGUGAAAAAUGUUAGUGAAGCUGUUCUUCAGGCUAUGGAAAGGCAUGUAGAAAGAGCAAACAGAAGCAUAUAAAGGUUCCUGUUGUUUUAAUUUUAAGGCAUUGUUCUGUUGUAGAAGCAUAUCCCUUGUUGUCAUUUUCUUCUAAGAAGGAAAUAUAUUUUCCAUUUGUUCCUUUUA
Manihot esculenta (cassava) is the source of this 695-nucleotide messenger RNA. RefSeq lists its product as uncharacterized. The coding region runs from base 102 to 590 and encodes 162 amino acids. Gene Ontology annotation, molecular function: sequence-specific DNA binding; DNA-binding transcription factor activity. Gene Ontology annotation, cellular component: nucleus. The transcript is spliced from 3 exons. The record is from RefSeq and is a predicted model, not a curated record. Lineage: Eukaryota; Viridiplantae; Streptophyta; Magnoliopsida; Malpighiales; Euphorbiaceae. Gene Ontology annotation, biological process: regulation of DNA-templated transcription.